AAGUGACAAUAAAUCUGUGACAUACGUAAGCAGUGUCGUAGUGAGCGAUGUGUGGCGAUACCAUCUGUCAGUGAAUGGGUCUGUGAGGUAGAUAUGGGAUUGGCACCACUGAAACUCAGAUGACUAAGGUUCCCGUACAAACGUUGUGACUAAGGGUGCGGUACACGCCGCCAUGGGGAUUACUUUAAUACAUUGUUAACCGUAUUAUUUUAGUUUUCAACGAACCUCGUGGUUUAAGUUUGGGGUUUUCCCCCAGUGAUAAAAAAAUCAGUGUAGUAAGACCAAUGGUGGCCAGGUCAAAUCGUGCUGAGUAUUUCCCAGUUUUGUGUAGUCUUAUGGAUAAAAAGUCCAAGAGUCCAGGAAAAUCUCCAUGGGACGGAUUUAAUCUAUCUCAGUGGAGUUUACUUCGGAGAUGGAAUACUUUACCACUGUACCAGAGAGGUGCACCACAGCAGGAAGCAUCUCUGCCUCAAUCAAAGAUAUACCAGUCGUUAGGAAACCUUGGCCCUUUGCAGCGCCCUCCAAUUAGCUGGGCCAGGCAACAGGGCAUUCUGUCAUCCCAACUGCCCCUACCGACGCGGCAGAUGACUGUUGGACCUAUGCAGGCCAGAAGCAGGCCAGAACAAAGAAAAAUGGAUUCCAGUUUCUAUGGUGACAACCUGCCCUCUAGUCAGACACUUGGUGAACACUCCCUCGCAGGAGGUGAGCUUGGCUCAUUUGAUGCUUCAAUUUUUGCAUCCAGUCCUAAUUCUUUGUACAUGUAUGAACAGGAGAAAGCAGAUAUGCAGAGCUCACUCAAUGUACCCAACUGUACGAAUGCCAACAAUAUGUUUUUCUCCGAUGACUUUGAUCUAGAGGAUACAUAUGAAACCUCCCAGGAUAUUCCUCUUGUGUGUGAUAAUUUGUUAGUAAAAGGGACACCUGCUACCUCACAAGACUCUGAAGGACAGAACAAAAAUCUACAGUCACAGCUUAGUAAGUGUGACGAUGUGUUCGAGGAUCCAACAUUGGCAGAGUUGAACUUUCAGCCAUUGUUGGAUGAUAUUGUGAAUCUCGCACCAAAUUGUACCUCAUCUGAGGUUAGAGGUCAAAGUUCAACAUCAACAAUGCAAAAAUCUUUGACAGAGGACUUUUUGAAAAGUUGGGCAUCAAUGAGAAGUCAUUCAGAAAAGACAGAACCACAAUCAACAGCUUCUGGUACACUGUCAUCUGCUUGGGCGCCGGUCGGAAUGUCUACAGCAUCAACUAUUGCAUGGCCAAUCGGAGGAAUGUCGUCACCAUCGACAACAGACACCUACUUAAACAGACGAACACUCUCCACUUCAAGCAUGAGCAAUAAACCCAGUGUGCCAAUAAGGCAAAUAUCUGAAACAGUGUCCAGUUCAACAGACAUGAAAAGUGAGUUAGCUCCCCUGUCCAAUAUUCGUACCACAGGUGGUGUUUGUGGGGACAAGUGUAGUAACCAAGUGUUAAAAGCAUUGAUAGGAAACAAGAGAGGUCAAUCUCCUCCACAUAUUUCUUCGAUCACUCCCUCCACAUCUGCGCUUGGCAAAAGGCGAAGUCCCCUGUCUGAGACAUUUGACCCCAGUGACGUAGACCAAAAAUGGGAGGAAAUACGACAGUUCAUUCAUGAUGAUGAGUGUAACCUUCCUACACGGUCCAAAAUAAAGAGAGAGAGUAUUGACUCCGUUGGAUCGAUGGCCUCAGUAGAUGAUGGAGACAGUGACUUAGGAAGCAGUAGUGAGGAUGAGGAUUGGAAUGAUUCAGAUUCAGAUUCAGACAACCAGGAUUCAUCAUGGUCGGCUAAGAAGAAAAAGGAUUCCUCAAGUAAGAAAGACCAGUAUUUCUGGCAGUACAACAUCCAAUCAAAGGGGCCAAAAGGCACACGUAUGAACUUUGACCUUGAGCCCAAAAACCCUCAUGUGUUGCUUGACUUUGAGGAUCCUGUGUUUGAUGUUGAAAAAGGCAGAAAGCUUGGACUUUGUAAGUCAAUACGACAUGGGGGAAAGGCUCGCAAGGGCGAUGGAAACAAUGUGGAGCCGAACCCCAAAAAACUAGGGACAAUUGGACUACAGUUGAAAAAGAUCAAUAAACAGAUCAAUGCUUUUGCUCCGCUGUGUGAUAUGCCUGUUUCAACUCGGAACAAGUCAAAGAAGGAGAAAAACAAACUGGCAUCAAGAGCCUGUCGUUUAAAGAAGAAAGCUCAACAUGAGGCAUACAAGGUGAAGCUUUACGGACUGGAGUUGGAACAUAAACAACUGAUGACAGUGAUGGAGGAUAUCAAGUCUCGUGUACGUCUCGUCCUCGACAAGAAAGAGGAGGAGGGAAACCUAUCCUCCCAGCUCGAUACCCUCAUCAAAAAACACCUCACUGUUAUGGUAGCAGGACAUACCACAGACUUUGUCAAUAAGGUCAUCAAGAAGGUUGAGGAUGGAGAUCCCACCGGUGGCCUGGGAACCUGAUCACCACAUUACAGGCCGGAGCUGAUUCUACACACAGACAUCCAUACAAGUGUUCAUAAUACAUAUGAGUGAUGCAAUACAGUGAUUAUUUGACUUGUCAGUGAUCAAGGUUCUCAUGUCGAUCCUACAAUCCUAUGACGAUGUCAUCCCACAUGGAACAUUGUCCUCCACAAUGAUUAAGGAUUUGUUGAAGACAGGAUGUGGCUAAGAAACAUCAGCAUUUCAUUAUUUAACACAUUUUAAAUCUUGAUAUCUUGAUUUUUAGCACCAUGUAAUAAAAAUAAUCCACCAAAUGUAAAUAUCAUUUGAGUAAUAAUUCAUUUGGUAUAUUUUGUGACUAUCAUACAAGUAAACUGCAGUACCAUCCAGAUAUAAUACUGAUCCCGGUAUAUACCUGGGCGGUAUUACUGAUCCCGGUAUGUACCUGGGCGGUAUUACUGAUCCCGGUACAUACCUGGGCGGUAUUACUGAUCCCGGUACAUACCUGGGCGGUAUUACUGAUCCCGGUACAUACCUGGGCGGUAUUACUGAUCCCGGUACAUACCUGGGCGGUAUUACUGAUCCCGGUACAUACCUGGGCGGUAUUACUGAUCCCGGUACAUACCUGGGCGGUAUUACUGAUCCCGGUACAUACCUGGGCGGUAUUACUGAUCCCGGUAUAUACCUGUACCUGGGCGGUAUUACUGAUCCCGAUAUAUACCUGGGCGGUAUUACUGAUCCCGGUAUAUACCUGUACCUGGGCGGUAUUACUGAUCCCGGUAUAUACCUGGGCGGUAUUACUGAUCCCGGUAUAUACCUGGGCGGUAUUACUGAUCCCGGUAUAUACCUGGACGGUAUUACUGAUCCCGGUAUAUACCUGGGCGGUAUUACUGAUCCCGGUAUAUACCUGGACGGUAUUACUGAUCCCGGUAUAUACCUGGGCGGUAUUACUGAUCCCGGUAUAUACCUGUACCUGGGCGGUAUUACUGAUCCUGGUAUAUACCUGGGCGGUAUUACUGAUCCUGGUAUAUACCUAUACCUGGGCGGUAUUACUGAUCCCGGUAUAUACCUGGGCGGUAUUACUGAUCCCGGUAUAUACCUGGGCGGUAUUACUGAUCCCGGUAUAUACCUGGGCGGUAUUGCUGAUCCCGGUAUAUACCUGGGCGGUAUUACUGAUCCUGGUAUAUACCUGAGCGGUAUUACUGAUCCCGGUAUAUACCUGUACCUGGGCGGUAUUACUGAUCCCGGUAUAUACCUGUACCUGGGCGGUAUUACUGAUCCUGGUAUAUACCUAUACCUGGGCGGUAUUACUGAUCCCGGUAUAUACCUGGGCGGUAUUACUGAUCCCGGUAUAUACCUGAGCGGUAUUACUGAUCCCGGUAUAUACCUGGGCGGUAUUACUGAUCCCGGUAUAUACCUGAGCGGUAUUACUGAUCCCGGUAUAUACCUAUACCUGGGCGGUAUUACUGAUCCCGGUAUAUACCUGGGCGGUAUUACUGAUCCCGGUAUAUACCUGGGCGGUAUUGCUGAUCCCGGUAUAUACCUGGGCGGUAUUACUGAUCCCGGUAUAUACCUGGGCGGUAAUACUGAUCCCGGUAUAUACCUGUACCUGGUAUAUACCUGAGUGGUCUUGUGAACAUACUUGUACACGGUUUAAGUUGUGUACAAACAUAUGUGAAAAAAAAAUUUACCUGUGUUAUGGAAUACUUUUCUAUGAGACAUGUUAUGUGAGAGUAACGAGUGUUCAUUUCAUAAACUGAAGAUGUUUGAACGAUAAAGCUGAUAUCUGGAUAAUUUAAGUUUUAACAAUAUGACAUUGUUUUAAUUUCUAUGGUAUGAUCAUAUACGAUGAGCUGUGAUAGGUCAGUUGGUUAGAGCGCCAGCCAUGACACCUCUGGUAAAGAUCUGAGGUGCGUGGUUUGACACUCCCUAACCGUGUCGGUUUGUGUUUCUCGGGAAGCUGAGAAACAUGCUGGUCUCUGCUGUCGUAGUUGUGUCCCAGGGCAAGACACCCUAAUUGCUCUGGAUGGCAUUUGACAGGCCUCCUGUAUGUUGUUCAUUGAGGUAGUCACCAACUACUACAAGGAGAACCUGUCUCAAAAUGAUCCUGUAUAUUCACAGGGCGAUAGACUCAGCAAUCAAACAAAUCAUAUAUAACCUGAAAAGGUGAAGAUUUCCAUAAGAGUUUAUAGAAAAUUAACUUUAUUGUUUAUUGUUAUUUGAGAUAAUGAAAUAUACAGGAUUAUUAUUUUAUUUGAUGUGAUAUACUUGAGUUGAUGUGAUAUUGUGAUGUUGUUUUGAUAAGGCGACACAUUUAGGGAUCACAGGUAACAAAAACAAUGACUUGCUAUCCAUCAUGUUGAAAUCAAUCAGAAUAUUUUGUGAGAUACAUUUUCUAAUGAAAAAUCUUGCUUCAUUUCAUUGUUGAAAUGUUGUUCAAACUUAAUGGUCUAACUUUAAACAAGUUAAAUGAUUUUUCUGUACCAGAUAGUCAGUGCACACCUAUAAAAUCAUUCCAAUAUAAAUCUAUGCAUACAGAUGAAAUGAUUUGGUGUCCUCUCUCUUCCAUUUUAUCAAUCGUUUGGCAAAUUUAAGUUUGAUUAGAAGAUAAUGCUUCCUAUAGGAUCUGAACUAGACUAUAUUACUGGAUAUUUUCACUGAGUUCUACUGUCAAGUAUUAACCUUUAAAGUCCUGAGGAAGUAUAUAUAUAAUGAAAUGAUAUUGUUAUUGUUUGAUAUUGUUAAGUUUUAAAAUUCUUAAUGUGUAAGUUAUAUGAGCUAGCAUUUAAAACUAAGUUUGUACUACAGUAGUAGGACCAGGGGUUAAUUUUUAUCAUGUCUUUCAACUAUCUACUGGCCUCUCAUCACAUGACUUUCUAUAUCUAUACAACAUACAAAUAAAAAGCCAUUAUUAGAUUUUAAUCUGAUGAAUAUGCGGAGAUUCUCAGAACCAUUGUUAUUAAAAACCAUUGCCAGGGAUAAUGACUAUAAUUAGUAGUAGAUAACUUGAGUAUGUGAAGACAGUGGCCACUCUGGACUAUAUGUAUUUUGUAUUCAUCAGAUUUAAAUUCACAAAUCACCUCUAAACAACAUAUGUAUUUUAUAAUAAAUUGAUGCAUUACA
Messenger RNA from Pecten maximus, 5564 nucleotides. RefSeq names its product CREB3 regulatory factor-like. Gene Ontology annotation, molecular function: DNA-binding transcription factor activity, RNA polymerase II-specific; RNA polymerase II transcription regulatory region sequence-specific DNA binding. Bases 285 to 2462 code for a protein of 725 amino acids. NCBI's taxonomy places the organism in Eukaryota, Metazoa, Mollusca, Bivalvia, Pectinida, Pectinidae. The record is from RefSeq and is a predicted model, not a curated record. Gene Ontology annotation, biological process: regulation of transcription by RNA polymerase II; response to unfolded protein. The transcript is spliced from 7 exons. Gene Ontology annotation, cellular component: nucleus.